UGAUUCAACCCAAUGAUUGCAUUUUUAUUAUAAAUCAUCAUUCAAGUUGUUUUUUUCAUACGAAAAAACACCAUUACCCAUAAACCCACCCGAUGACGUCGUAAACCACAGACUUCAAGAUGGUGCUUGAAAGUACUAUGGUCUGUGUGGACAACAGUGAGUAUAUGCGCAAUGGAGACUUUCUGCCCACCAGACUACAGGCCCAGCAGGAUGCAGUUAAUAUGGUUUGUCACUCUAAGACUCGCACCAACCCUGAAAACAACGUGGGCCUCAUCACCAUGGCAAACAACUGUGAGGUGCUGACUACGCUGACACCAGACACAGGCAGGAUACUGUCAAAGCUACAUGCUGUGCAGCCUAUCGGGAACAUUAGCUUCUGCACCGGCAUCAGGGUGGCACAUUUGGCGCUGAAGCACAGACAGGGCAAAAACCACAAGAUGCGCAUUAUUGCUUUUGUUGGCAGCCCGGUGGAGGACAAUGACAAAGAUAUGGUCAAAAUGGCAAAGCGUCUAAAGAAGGAAAAGGUCAAUGUGGAUAUCAUUAACUUUGGAGAGGAGGAGAUGAACACAGAGAAGCUGACGUCCUUCAUAAACACACUGAAUGGCAAAGAGGGAGCCGGCUCCCACCUGGUCACAGUGCCUCCAGGGCCCAGUCUGGCUGAUGCCCUGCUGUCCUCACCCAUCCUGGCUGGAGAGGGGGGGGCUGCCUUGGGCCUGGGCGCCGGAGACUUUGAGUAUGGAGUGGAUCCCAGUGCAGACCCGGAGCUGGCCUUGGCUUUGAGGGUGUCUAUGGAGGAGCAGAGACAACGACAGGAGGAUGAAGCUCGCAGAGUCGCUGUCGCAUCCGCUGCUGAAGCUGGCAUUGCCUCUCCUGCUGCUGAUGAGUCUGAGGAUGCCCUGUUGAAAAUGUCUGUUCCCCAAACAGAAUCAUCCACACCAGCUAUCCCAGACUUCAGCCGCAUGACAGAGGACGAACAGAUCGCCUACGCUCUGCAGAUGUCCAUGCAGGGAGAAGGAGCAGAGUUUGGUGCUGAGGACAUGGACACAGGAGCUGACAUGGACUCCAGUAAGGCUACGGAUGAAGAGCACUACGAUGUGAUGCAGGAUCCUGAGUUCCUUCAGAGCGUCCUGGAAAACCUUCCUGGCGUAGACCCUAAUAACGAGGCCAUCCGAAACGCCAUGGGCUCUCUGGCAUCUCAGACAGGCUCCAAAUCUGACACCAAGAAGGAUGGGAAAAAGAAGAAAUGAACAUCCAAAGAGACAACCUUAAUAUAUAUAAAAAAAACAGAACAUUGCACGGCAUGUGUCAUUACCAGUACUCUCCUCAGUACAGGAACCAUUUAGUUAAAUUUCUGUUUAUAUAGCUCUGUUAACUGUACAAAUAUUCGCCUUUUUUCAACUUUAAGUUAAAGGACUGCUGUGAUUUCAUUGUUUUGUGUCAAGCAGAUAUGCUUACUUUUGAAUAUUUUGUAAUAUAAGCACUGAGUAAAUGAGCAGAUUUCCUCAAUAAAUGUACAGAAUACAA
Messenger RNA from Gymnodraco acuticeps, 1524 nucleotides. Its product is annotated as 26S proteasome non-ATPase regulatory subunit 4-like. Gene Ontology annotation, cellular component: cytosol; nucleus; proteasome regulatory particle, base subcomplex. NCBI's taxonomy places the organism in Eukaryota, Metazoa, Chordata, Actinopteri, Perciformes, Bathydraconidae. The record is from RefSeq and is a predicted model, not a curated record. The transcript has 10 exons. The coding region runs from base 120 to 1247 and encodes 375 amino acids. Gene Ontology annotation, biological process: proteasome-mediated ubiquitin-dependent protein catabolic process. Gene Ontology annotation, molecular function: polyubiquitin modification-dependent protein binding.